Molecule: messenger RNA, 615 nt
Organism: Temnothorax curvispinosus
Lineage: Eukaryota; Metazoa; Arthropoda; Insecta; Hymenoptera; Formicidae
Exons: 4
Coding region: 88-615 (175 amino acids)
Source: RefSeq, a predicted model, not a curated record
UCCAGUUGUCAGUCACCAGUAGCCAGUGGCGAUUUUAUUGCCGAAGAAACACUGGGACGUCUUCAGUUUAAUGUAAAAACGGCGUACAUGAGCGCGCCUGGCGCCAUGUCUAGGCCUCCCGCACGAACCCUUUUCGGGAGGCCGCGAGCCACGAACCGUGACCAACAGUGGGCAAUGGGCAUAAGAUCGUACGCGUUAGAUUUAUUAAAAGAUACUUUACCGCGUGUGAGAACGUCGACGCUCAUGCGCAAUAUACCCGGUACCCGGCUCCCCUCUUGGCCCCUCUGGGGGGGGGGGGGAUCACUGGAUUCUACUCUUCACUGGGUCAAUAGGGUCAUUUUCGCACUAAAAUGCACAGAUCAAUCGAAUUUGACGUCGUGCGUCAGACGCGCGGAUCUGACGGGUCAUCCGCGAAUCACCCCCGGAACGAAGAUGGGGACUGGGGAGACGGGGGAGUCGGGGGCCACCCUAUGCUAUCACACUUUUCCGGUGACGGCGGUGACGCUGUCGGUAGUGCCGGUGGCGUAUCGUCCUCAGGUUCUCUCCGCGCAAGCUCCGUUCCUCAGGAGGGCUAUUGAUCCACGCCGACGCGACGAUCGGACGGUAGCACGGUAG